Messenger RNA from Plectropomus leopardus (leopard coralgrouper), 1550 nucleotides. Lineage: Eukaryota; Metazoa; Chordata; Actinopteri; Perciformes; Serranidae. The record is from RefSeq and is a predicted model, not a curated record.
AGAAGCUGGAUAUCAAUUUUUCUUGCAGCUCAAAAACUUCAUAACUCAGGGUGGUGCACUCUUGUCUCAUCUGUUUCAACAUUAAGACUCCAGGUUUUCAAGGAUUAUAAUGGAGGAUCCAACUGAUCGCAGAUCAACUGAAGACAUUAAAGAAGCUCUAGAAAGUAAUAAUCAAGCAUUAGCUGCUGAAAAGAUCAGGGAGUAUUUGGACAAGGAGAAUAAUACUCCACUAAAUAUUGCUGUCACAGGAGAGACAGGCACUGGUAAAUCUUCCUUUGUUAAUGCCUUCAGAGGCAUAGAUGAUGGGGAUGAAGGAGCUGCCCCUAUUGGUUGUGUAGAAACCACCUCAGAGGUUACAUCAUACCCCCAUCCAAACUUUCCCAGUGUUACACUGUGGGAUCUUCCUGGUGUUGGCACCACCAAGUUUCCAGCUAAGAAGUACCUGAAGCUUGUUGGAUUUGAAAGAUUUGACUUCUUCAUCAUCAUCUCAGACACUCGCUUCAGAGAAAAUGAUGUGAAGCUUGCUCAAGAGAUUCAGAAGAUGAAGAAAGAGUUCUACUUUGUUCGCUCAAAGAUCGACAAUGACUUACGUAAUGAAGAACGAAGUCAGAGGUCAAAGUUCAACGCAGAAAGGACUCUGAAACAAAUCAGGGAAUACUGCAUUCAAGGUAAGUGACUUAUGUUGUUAUAUAAUGAUAGUUAGAUUAAUGUCAGUCAUCAAAAACAAGUCACAGAAUAACAAAUUGUCAAAAACCAUGUGUCUUUACAACAGUACUUAUGUUUGUCUGACUCCAGCUCACUUUAUUCUCUUUUCUUUGGACAGUCCAGGUUUCUCUUGACUGAUCGCAGUCCCUGUUUUUUAACAGAUGCUUACUGAGACAAAUUGACCUGCAAAGAACAUUUGGACUGACAGGAUGCUUUAAUCCCUUGCAAUCAUCAUUUAGACUGAUGCAACAGCACUGAUAAUUUUGUAAUAAAUUUUGAUUGUUAUCUUGAAAUUUUGCAAAGAGAAGCUUCAUCACAAUUUUUGUAUCAUGAAGUCUAAAACUUGGAGAAACAUCUGGAACUCCAUGUGUUAGGUGUUAGUACAUUUAUCUUCCUGAUUUCUUUUUUUUUUUUGAACAGAUCAGUUUGAUAGAGGACAAAUGAGAUUUUGUAAAUACAAUGUAUUGUAUAUAAAGUCUUUAGUGAACAUUCAUUGUAAAGAGUGAGAGAAUUGUCUCUUAAAUCUUCUUUCAGUUUAUCUUCAGUCAAGUAUGUAUCAUGUAUCAGAGGCAUUUUUACAAACAGUUUAUGAUAUAUUUAAAAAUCACAAAGUGAAAUGAUAAAACACUUCAGCUAAUGUAUCUGUAAUAACUAACAAAAUAUAGGCAAACAUGAGAACUUCAAACAAGAUCACAGACUGUUAUUAACACCAGUCUGCUGCCGCUCUUGACCAGUAAAGCUGUCAUAUUGGUGAUUGUUUAUAAAUUGAGGUUUUACAUCAGUGAUAAUGAAGAGAAAAUGUAAUUUGGAGGAGGCCAGGUCAGAUUGCAGGGGGAAGAAAAAUA